Neurospora hispaniola is the source of this 721-nucleotide messenger RNA. RefSeq lists its product as uncharacterized. The transcript is spliced from 3 exons. The coding region runs from base 1 to 447 and encodes 148 amino acids. NCBI's taxonomy places the organism in Eukaryota, Fungi, Ascomycota, Sordariomycetes, Sordariales, Sordariaceae. The record is from RefSeq and is a predicted model, not a curated record.
AUGCCUAUCAUCGCGAUUGCCCAUGUCGUUGAGGUCCUCAUGUUUGCCGGCGUCUUUGCAGGCACCAUCUCGGAUUAUUGCAGGAAGCACCCUGGAAGGGGUUGUGUCAACAAGCGCGAUCUCAUGACAGAGCUUGCGUCUGCUCCUAUCCUGAACGUCCGUCAAGACGUAGGCCCUUGCAAUGUCCCAAGAUACAACUUCGACAUCUGCAACGGCCAGCUCCACGAUCAGGCCAACAGGGGAAUCAGGGUUCAAACCUCGAUUCCCUCCGCUGGUGUGGGCCAAUUUGACAAUGUGCCACCGGCCUGUAUGAACCUUGCUGUGGCCUUGUCGGGCUCCUGCUCUGGCGAAGGCCCUCGCCCAACUCCUUGCGGCUCAGCCUGCCUGCAGUAUACCGGACUCUCGGACGACCAGUUCCGCCAGCUCUCCAGCUACCUCCAGAGCUAAGGCAGCUGUCUGGUCCAAGAAACACUUCUGAGUGUCUGUCCAUAGUGAGGCCGUCUGUCUUAAACUGGCCCCUUAAGAUGUGCGUGCUCUUGUGGUGGUUGGGCCUCUUAAGUGCUGAGAAAGCCCGUCCUGGCCACUUCCCAAAGUUUUGGCUUGGAACGCGCGUAUUCUUCAAUGCUUCUCUUUGGCCUUGGUUACCAUGGUCAAAGGGAAACAGUCCUUUUCUCCUUGUCAAAACAGCUGAUUUUGUUUUUCCUUUUUACAUUCGUUUGUC